CGGCGUCGGACUGGAGCCGAGCGGCGGCGCGAGCUGCCUGGGGCGCUGUCGUGAGCUCGCCCUUCGGGCCCCCACCCCUGAGCUACACCCUGCCGUGCCCAGCUCUGCCCGCGUCCGUGCCCCCGCGGGGAGCGCGCCGGGGCUGCCCCCCGAAUGACGGGCGGAAGGUUCGACUUCGACGAUGGCGGCACCUACUGCGGCGGCUGGGAGGAGGGCAAGGCGCACGGGCAUGGCAUCUGCACGGGGCCCAAGGGCCAGGGCGAAUACUCGGGCUCCUGGUCGCACGGCUUCGAGGUGGUCGGCGGCUACACCUGGCCCAGCGGCAACACCUACCAGGGCUACUGGGCGCAGGGCAAGCGGCACGGGCUGGGGGUGGAGACGAAGGGCAAGUGGAUGUACCGGGGGGAAUGGUCACAUGGUUUCAAGGGGCGCUACGGGGUCCGGCAGAGCCUGUGCACCCCAGCUCGCUACGAGGGUACCUGGAGUAACGGGCUGCAAGACGGGUACGGCGUGGAGACCUACGGGGACGGAGGUACCUACCAGGGCCAGUGGGCCGGCGGCAUGCGGCAUGGCUACGGCGUGCGCCAGAGCGUGCCCUACGGCAUGGCCACGGUGAUCCGCUCGCCGCUGCGCACCUCCCUGGCCUCGCUGCGCAGCGAGCAGAGCAACGGCAGCGUGCUCCACGACGCCGCGGCCCCCGCCGACAGCCCGGCCGGCACCCGCGGCGGCUUCGUGCUCGACUUCCACGCCAACGCCGACCUCUCAGCCGGGAAGAAGAAGGGCGGCCUCUUCCGGAGAGGCUCCCUUCUCGGAAGCAUGAAACUUCGAAAGUCAGAAUCUAAAUCUUCCAUCUCGAGCAAGCGCAGCUCGGUCCGCAGCGACGCGGCCAUGAGCAGAAUUAGUUCCAGCGAUGCCAACUCAACCAUUAGCUUCGGCGACGUGGAUUGUGAUUUUUGCCCCGUGGAAGACCACGUUGAUGCCACCACCACGGAAACCUACAUGGGCGAGUGGAAGAACGACAAACGCAGUGGUUUCGGCAUCAGCGAGCGCUCCAACGGCAUGAAGUACGAAGGCGAGUGGGCAAAUAACAAGAGGCAUGGAUACGGCUGUACCGUCUUUCCUGACGGAUCCAAAGAAGAGGGAAAAUACAAAAAUAAUAUUCUGGUCCGUGGAAUAAGGAAGCAGCUUAUACCAAUAAGAAAUACAAAAACUCGGGAGAAGGUGGACAGAGCAAUCGAAGGUGCGCAAAGGGCAGCCGCCAUGGCAAGAACCAAAGUGGAAAUAGCAAAUUCAAGGACUGCACACGCGAGAGCUAAAGCUGACGCCGCCGACCAGGCCGCACUGGCUGCCCGCCAGGAGUGCGACAUUGCGAGGGCUGUAGCCAGGGAGCUGUCACCUGAGUUCUACCAACCAGGUCCUGAUUACAUCAAACAAAGAUUUCAGGAAGUUGUAGAUACUAAAGAACAUCCAGACGGAAAGGUACCCGAAAAGCCACCUUCACCAAAGGAGUCUCCUCAUUUUUAUCGCAAAGGCACGACACCCCCCCAGUCUCCUGAGGAAAGUCCCAAACAAAGCCACUCUCCCCAGCCGUCCUCACCCAUGAGGAAGCAGAACCCCAGCGCGGGGCCAAGACUCAACCAAGACAGGAAGGGUCUGGCCGAGGAGCAGGUGACGGCCUUUGUCAACAAGCCCCUGAUGGCAAAGGCUCCCACAAAAGAGGCUGGGGCAGUCGUGCCCCAGUCCAAGUACUCUGGCCGCCACCACAUCCCCAACCCCAGCAACGGGGAGUUGCAUUCUCAGUACCACGGCUACUAUGUGAAACUGAACGCGCCCCAGCACCCUCCAGAAGAGGCGGAGGAGGACCACUCGAGGCCUUCCUCAGCACUGGUGCACAAGCCGCCACCCAAGUGGAGUCCCCCUAAAUCUGUGACAAAACCAGUCGCCAAAGAAAGCAAAGCUGAGCCAAAAGCUAAGAAGUCUGAACUUGCUAUACCAAAGAAUCCAGCGAGCAACAAUUCGUGCCCUUCUUUGGAAAAAGAAGCCAAUUCGGGCCCUAACUCAGUCAUGAUUAUCCUGGUCAUGCUGUUGAAUAUCGGGUUAGCCAUUCUCUUUGUUCACUUUCUAACCUGAUUGGAAUAAGUUACUUAAUGAUGUAACUGUUUUGACCCUUCAGUGAAGUCAUGACAACUAGUGAAGUUAGCCCACAGUUCUCUGCAGUGGUGUCAUCCGCCUUUUAAAUGGCACACCCCAGUCAGACUCAGACACAGGGAAGGAGGCUUGGAAGUAGGAUGGGAGCACGAGAGAGAUGACACUUGGAAAAUUCAGCCAGAGGACCCGUUCGGUUCCCCAGGGAAUGCUUUGUGGCUUUGGGGUUCGGUAAGAGCUGAAGCCAGGAGCCGUGUCGGAGAGCAAAACUUAAUAAUAAUUCUUUUUUAAAAUCUGCUGAAGCAGCCCUGUCCAGCGAAGUUCUUGGCAUUGGCUACUCCAUCUGUCCUAGCAGAGUAUGACUAAACUGGAAACGUAUGGAGCUGCUUUUUUUUUUUUUUUUUUGAUGGAAGUCAACAGCUGCCUUACUAUUUUACCGUCUGACGUUAUUAGUAGGGAGCUGGGAAAACGACUGCCCAAGGAAUGCGGUCGGAGGAUUGUGUUGCCGUGGAAGUGGUUCCAACGUUCACUCCUAUCUCAUUAGAAGAAAUAGGUAGCAGCAUCACUCACCAGUCUUAUGCCGUGACCUGCUGCUUUAACAUCUCCUGGAACGUUCUGGGAGAGAAUGUUUCAUUUGCUUGUGCACGACUUUGUUCAUUUUUGCUGUUUAUUUAAAUAUGAUGUAUAUCAUCUACCACACACAGUCCCAGCCAGAUGAAACACACUUGCUGCAUCUCGAAGAAAAGAAACAACAAAAUUCUAGUGAAAAUGAGUCUAUUUUAAUACCAGUACAUCAUUUUUCAUGUCAUUUAUUCUUCCUAAAUCUGUAAAAGUCUACUUAUCUUUAGCAAUGUGACAGCAUAUCUUCCUAAGAAAUAAUUUAGUUUUAAAUAUUUAAUACUACCAAGGUGAAUUAUUUAUGCACUUAGGAGGUGCUAAGUUUUAAAAGUUGAAAGACAGCAGAAUUCUCAAAAAUAUAGUCAAAAUUUUGCAUGGAUUGCAGUAAUCCAUGUUUAAAGGAUUCAGUUUCACUGCUGACGUACUUUACAACCAAAUAAAAUCUUGUCAGUGGCUCUGUUAAUUCCCAGGAAAGUUAAGCAAGAUGCUAUUAAUAGCUGUUCUUUCUUUUUCCAACUUAAAUUUCUGUUGAAUACAUUCAGGUAGACCAUAAAGCUUUCUUAAAUCACUGCUUCUCAAUUAUAUGCCUUUUGUGUUUUUCAAAGUCCAUUUGUAAUUUUAUUUCACAUUUUAAAAGACUUAGACAUUUUUAUUUUAGAUGUCUUUAGCAGUCUUUGUUAUUGUGACAUAAUCUGAUUUUGUGCUGUUUUAUAAUUUAUCUUUAUUACUCAGAAGCAUGCUUACCUAGAGAAACUACAUGGUCAUUAUAAAAGUAUUUUUUUAAAAAUCAGGAGAGGAAAAGUGUAUGAAAUCUCUUUGAAAUAUUACAUUGCAGAGGGGGAGCUCUUCCUAAAUACUUUCACGAUUUGAGCAAAGAUUCUUUUUACCUUAUUAGCUACCUUUCCAGUGCAGAAGAGACAGUUCCUAUGUUAGCACAAGCGUGGACUGAAUGUUUUGUCGUCUGCAGGGUAGUGACCCGGUGGUAUUUUUUUGCAGAAGUACAAUAUAUUGAGAAUCCUGGGUGUGACCAAUAUGGAAUAAAGAAGAAAGCAGAAAGAGAGCAAAUGAAUAUUACAACUUGUAUAUUUAUUUAUUUUUUACAUUUUGCUUUGACUUCUAAAUUUAGGAAGUACCUUUUUACCUAAGAACAAACAUUUCAGUUCCCAUGUGGGUCUCAGUACUCACUGCUCUUUCCUGACCCCCCAUAGCUCCUUAUGCUGAGAAAGCUGGUUUUUUAAAAAAAAAAAAAAAAAAAAAAAAAUUUAAUCUUAUUAAGUAUUUAAAAUAUGUAAUGCUUUGAAGUAAUGGGUAACAGA
Molecule: messenger RNA, 4079 nt
Organism: Choloepus didactylus (southern two-toed sloth)
Lineage: Eukaryota; Metazoa; Chordata; Mammalia; Pilosa; Megalonychidae
Gene: JPH1
Product: junctophilin 1
Exons: 6
Coding region: 154-2130 (658 amino acids)
Cellular component (GO): plasma membrane; junctional membrane complex; sarcoplasmic reticulum
Source: RefSeq, a predicted model, not a curated record